Rhopilema esculentum is the source of this 6704-nucleotide messenger RNA. The record is from RefSeq and is a predicted model, not a curated record. Lineage: Eukaryota; Metazoa; Cnidaria; Scyphozoa; Rhizostomeae; Rhizostomatidae.
UAUCUUUAUAUGCAAACAAGAAGGGGUUAUCAAAAACAGAUUUACCAAACUCUUGGAUUGCACGACCAAAAAAGGCUGCUAAACAAAAUGUGAAGACCCUGUCUGACUUGUUUCCCCAAAGCAAACCUGAGUAUAGGGCCACUUCCAGAAAAAUUGAAGCCAGAGAUAAACAAAUGCUUUUUGAAAAUCUGGCAAUGUCAACCCCAUGCCCGUUACUGUGGAUUGUUGGGCCAGAACCCCCUGCAACAUCAACACCGGAAAAAGUGUUUCAGAACCCGGAACUGUUGAAAGCAUCCUGGAUGUCUUCAAAAAAGAUCAGCAACGGUUAAUGGAGAGAUGCCACGUUACCUCUGAUCAAAUUAAAUGGCUUACAGAGAAAAACAAAAGAACAGCAAAGGUCAUUGUUAUGGGGCAAACAUAGGUAGUUUCGACUAACAGGUAGCAAUUUUGGUGUCAUAGUUGCAGCAUAUGACAGACACCAGUUAACAGCUAGACCAUCAUUAUUCAAAUCGUUGAUGGGAGAGUAUAACCUUGCAGGGAAAGACUAAAUAUUAUGAGGACAAAUGCACGAAGAGAGGGCCAUUAUUAACAGAGGGCAACUCUGUUAAGUGUGUUGGUCUGAUUUUACUCCCUUGUGGUUUCCUUGGAUACUCUCCAGAUGGGGUCAUAACUGGGGCAGCAAAUUAAGAGCAUGGUAUCCUGGAAGUCAAAUGCCUUGGCGACACAGAAACAGAAAUUUUGAUGAGAUGAUGCAAGAUGAGCUGAAAGGCCAGGAGACUGCUGCUUCUUUCUUAAAGCAGGUUAGAAAGUCUGGCAACUCAAAAGAGCUGAUGUGGGAAUCUUCAUAACAAAGAAAGGAGAAUUAAAGGAGACACAUAAUUACUGACAUCAAGUACAGGGGGAAAUGGAAGCUGCCAAUGUAUCAUGGGCACAUUUUGUAAUUUGGACAACCAAAGACCUUCAAGUAAUUUAUGUCAGCAAUGGCUGGGCAGAAACAAACAUACCCAAGCUAGCAUAAUUUUAUAUUAGAGAGUUUUUGCCAAAAAGAGAGAAAGCUUGGAUAACGAAUUUUUACAGUUUGAUACAAGUUAUCCUGAUCUAUUUGUUAUAGGUAAUAUGAAGAUUUAUUUGUUAUAGGUAACUUGCACAGAAAUAACACUCAUAUUCUGAUCAAAUAGCACACAAAUUUUAAUAAGACUGAUCUUGCACCACUAUUUUUAAAUGAACAUACAUAGCUGUAAUACCACUAUUUAGUGGACUUUGUAAAUUUACCAAAGCAGAACAUACUUGGAUUAUUUUAUUACAGAAAGGCCUAAACUUACAAGAAAUUAAGUUAAGUAUUUUAUAGUUUCUCAUUCUUUCAAUUGCUCUUUCCACCUGGAUCAGUGAGCUUGAGAUUUUCUUGCAAAAGUGCUUCUUCCUUUGUAAAUUUGGAUUUGCCUGACAAGAAUGGAGGUAGGUUUAAAAACACAUCUCUUGGAAUUAGGUCAUGGAUCAUAAAUCCUUUGUCAGGUAAAACGAGCUCCAGCCUGUAAUUAAAAAUAGAUUGGCUCCAUUAUUUGAUUUGCAUUUUUCUUGUGCAUUUCACAUUUAUAAAAUCUGAAUGGCAAUUCUGAGAAUGAACACAUAAAGAGCAUAUAAAUUUGGAGUGAAAAUCAUUUAAACCAAUGAAUGUUGUUUUCUGCCAUUUUCUUGUAACUAUAGUUUCAUUUUGAGUUUUUUGUACUAUUAAAAUUUGGUAAUGGUUGAUAAUGUAUUUCUAAAACAAAAAUAUAUUUUUCAAUGAUAGAAGAUGUGAAGAGAUGGACCAAAUAAGAACCUAGGCGAAUUAUUAGAAGCCAAUUCUCUAAUAUUCUACUGUAGGUAAUCUACCGUCCAGCCAAACAAGUUUGAAGUUACAAUAUUAUAAAUGAUGAAUGUCACCCUUAUCUUGAGCUAGUUCAUCAAACAACCUUCUAUAAGGUCCUGGAUUGUAAGUAAAAACCUUAAGAUGAGAAAUUAUGUGCGAUUGGUCUGUGACAACUUUGUCACUAGUGCUGCCUGGGUAGCCAUUGCUGACAAAUGUGAAUGAUCCAAUGAGUUACUUUGCCGUGAGUCUUUGUUUGUUGUUACUGUAGCUUGUUGCAGCUGCCUCCAAAUCUUUCCUUAGAGUUUCAAUUCGAAACUCGGUGCAGUCGAUUAUGAUCCUGCAAUUUGGUAUGUCCUUUGAUGAUUCAGGCAUGCUGUAUCUGUUUUUGACUAUUGAAGGCAAUUGGUCCAAACAUCCAAUGAAAGUUAGUUCAUGUAAGACAUAUAGGUGUGUAAGAAAAAUGUUCUGGAUUGUUGUUUGGCUAACAGAAAAUCGUUUGGCUAAAUCAAAAUAAGGGAGGUCUAGCUUCAUUUUCUUCAGAAAAACAAGUAGCUGGUCUGAUGAACUAAGGGAGUUCACUGUUUUUCCACUCCAUGUAUGUGGACUACAAAUUUACCUGAUUGAAAAAUUAUUAAGUGUGAGAAGGAAGAACCGCAGGAUAGGCUGUCCGCCGGAUUCUGUGAAUCUUGCAAUGAGAUUUUAAAAUGAAAGGUAUACAGGAACAAAGCAAUACGACGAUGAGAAUCCAAUGUCACGAAAUAAAUUUUCAAAAUAAAUUAAAUUUAAGAGUAUACUAAAAUUAUUGCCUGAAAUUUUUAAGCUACUGUCACAAACCGCUGCAAUACAUUUUAUCAAUCCAACUCUGUAUAAUAAUAACGGCCGUUGCUAAUAGACUUGGCAAAUCUCUAUAUCAGGAAGGAAAAAGGAUAUAGUUACUACCUGAGGCGCACCAUGGUUGCCGCCAAAGGAGAAGGAAAUUUUCAAAUUUUGAUGCUGCCAGCUCACUUGAAAAUGAACUUUUUCAAGCAAUUUUCACUAAAGCAAUCCUCCUAAUCCUAUUGAAAAUUAUUGUUUUUUUGGAAAAAAAUUUUUACAGCAGAUAAAAACAACAAUUUAGCCGUGGUCUUGAAAAAUACCAGGUUGUCAGCUACUUCUAAAUUUAGAUCCCUCUCUCCAUCUUAGCAUGUCUUUUGAAUGUUAAGAAAAAUCUGGAGCUCAUAGUGAAUUGCAGUUGACGCUUUUACUGAGAAACUUUAGGAGAAAUGGGCACAAGGCACAAUUUUACCUAAAAAGGGUCUGGAUUUUUAGAUUUAUUGCCAACAAGCAAUCUUCAAAUCUUCAAAUUAUUAGUUUGUUUACCUUCAUUCAUAUCAAGGAAAAUCAUGUUUAACCAACGGAGAAACUGCCUUCGCUUGAUACAAUUGAUUUUAUGACAUGAAGGUCUCUGAAAUACCUAAAGCGUAUCUUGGAAUGAUGAUGGAUAUGUGCUGGCUGGUAAUGUGUCAUGAUGGGAGGGAAUUCAAAUUUGCAAGGAAUUUGUAUCUGCUCAAAGUUAUACUCACAAUUCUGAAGUUAAUCAUGUGGAUGAAUGUUGGAAUUUCUUUCAUUUUUUCAAGAAUUUAGCAUAUUUUUGAUAAGAACUAAAAUAUUAUCACUUUGAUUAACAUUUCUAUAUCCAAAUAAAUCACGAACAUUAUUUUGGCUUUGCAAACUCAUCAGUUCAUCUGAGUAACAGGUGUGCAGUGGUCUUUAAUUGGAAUUUUGACAAAGUUGUUUUAUAGAAAAAAACGCGUUGAAUCAUACCAUAAUCUAUUCUCCAAUCAUUUUGUCAAAACGAAGUCAAAAUAUAUCUCAAUUAAUGUAUCGAGGCCUUUCAGAAAAAUUAUAAAUAAAUGGCCAUCCAGACUGUCAUGGUGGUCAAAUGAUUCAAACAUUGUAUCUGUGCCUCACAAUUAUGUGGAAGCCUCGAACAAACUCACACUGGAAAAUAUUUGGUUGCUAACUUCGUCACUUAUUUACUUGAAAACUGUGUUGAAUAUUAAAAAACUGAAAAUGUAUCAGGUACUUGUGUUUGAUAAGUUUUCAUUCAAGGUAAAAUUAAUUUUGCGUGUAAUAGCCAUAUUUACCAAUACAGCACAGGUCUGCUUCUCGAUCAAUUGUCUUCUUUUUAAAAUGCAGAUAAAUUGAAAAAUAAAACGAGCCUUAACUGUAAGGUGAAGUUUGAUUGAAUUCUUCUCUGUCAUCAGCAGAAACGAAUGAUCUUCUCUGUCAAUCAACUUUGGUAUUGAUUGUUUUAUCUGGAUGCAAAUAAUUCAAAAUCUGUCGUAAAACUAAAAUGAUUUAAACUAGAAUGGAGGAUUUGAGAAUUAAGCAUCCAUUCAGCACUUGUAGUGUGAAUACGCUAGGAUUGAGUAUCUGCAUCUAUAUUUUGCUUUCCAGGAAUAUGAGCAACAGAGAAAAGGUUUAGUGGAAAGUUUAUUCGUUUUGCCACCCUGUUUAGUGUUGUUUAGUAGUGUUGAGUGUUGUUAAGCAAAGUUUGAUCCUGUUAAAAAAUGUUUAGCGUUGUUUAGUGUUGUUUUGAAAAUGUUUAGUCGUUUUGCCACCAAUUAAACAUUGGUUGUGCUAGCGCAGGCACGGUAGCUGUGGGAAUCAAAAGGUUUUCCAGGGUUUUUCUCGGUUUUCCAGUCUAUAUGUGACCCAAAAUCUUUAUAAUUCCUUCGUGAGACAAUUUCUUUGUCUCCUUGAAUGAUACUGUGUCUUCUUCAACAGUCAACUUUUCUAUCAAUGUAUCUAUGUAUUGUAUCAAUGUAUUAGGUAAAGUAUCUUUUCCCCCUUUCUUUUAGCAAAUUCUUAUUUUUAACCAUUUUUUGCACUUGAAGUCUUUUAUGCAGUAACAGAAAGAAAAUUUCUAUGCAAAAUGCCCUACAACCCCACAGCAUCUUACACAGAUUGCAGUUCAAAAAUGUUGAGCAAAGUUUAGUGAAAAGUUUAGUCACGUUUCGCCACCCCCUCUAAGCUUCGCUUAACUUCACUAAACAAAUGUUGAGUCAAAUUUUUAGUGAAAUGCCUAAUGAAAUUUUUAGUCAUUUUGCCAGGGCUUAAGGUUGGUAUAGAUUAUUCUCGUUUGUUUAGAUGAAUUUAUUUCAUAUGACAAAUAAUACCAUCAAAUCACUAUCAAAUUAAUAGCAAACACAAUAAAAAAUCACAUCUUAUCAGGCUACUGCAGUUUCUAAAAAUUUCUUCAGGCAAACUCAAUUAGUGAGAUUCGCAUGUUAUUAAACUGGUUGGGGGUUUGACAUGUAGAUAUGUAUAUUUGUAUACAUGUUAUGAUGCACAGAUCUCUCUUAUUGUUAGGCUGCGUUCACACUGCACAAUCAUUUUAAAUCAUCUCUAGUCGCUAUCAGAUAAUUUCUAAAGAAACUUUUGUAGCGUUCAAAUUGGCAAAUAUAAAGACGCUAGUUAAUGUGAUUUUGCUUGUUAGUUAGCUGCCAGUUUAGUUACACAUAUGUGUUCGCAAGAUGGAUUUCAAACUUUCAAUAACUGAAGUCUAAAAGCGCCCAGCUAUUUAGGAUCCUAGGGAUCCUAGGCAUUGCAACAGAGAUGUUACAGUGAGAUGUUGGACAAAGGUUGCACAAAUAAUGCAGUCUGAAGAGACAUCGUGGGCCUUCCAUACAUUCUUUCAAGUCAAGCAUUGCUGACAGAAACAAAACAAACAAACAAAAAAUGAAAAGUUUGGAUUCUUUGGUCACAGUGAGUUUCAAGCAUUUACAGAUAAUCCAACUGUGCUAUUCAAAGUAUGUGCAGCAAGACAUUCAAGAAGCCAGCAAUGCAAUCAACAACACAGAUUUCGAUCAAACAGUUGUCAACACAAUGUUGAGCCAGAAUGUGCUACAUUUUGACGUUGACAGCAAAAGGAAACUUUUGACAGCUGCAGUUUUGGGAAAUGGAAUAAAGCGAAGAAAGCUAUGGGACAUAAAUAGAAAACCCGAAUGGUGGCCAGCUGAUGUUCCUUUUCGUUCUCCAAAUGCACAGCCAAAAUGCAGCGUGAUGGAACUCGACAAAGUACUGGAAAAAUGCAAUGCUCACUUUGUCGAACGGUUUGGUCCUGAACCAUUGGAAGUUGAUCAGCAUGGCAUGGGAGUUGAUAGGGAGGUUGACGAGGAGGCUGAUAGAGCUAUAGAGCAGCAUUCUGAACAAUACGGAGAGAACGCUAUUGAUCCAGAAGUAGGAACGAUCAGAAUGCUUGCAAAGAGCUUACAGAUCUAGAUCUAAUGCGCAUCGAAAUUGAUAGAGACAUUUAUAAAGUAUGAUCAAUUGUAUUCUUAUGUAAAUAGGUUCUUUGUUCCUUUUCUGACAUAUUUGAAGUACAGUUUAUAACAUGACGAGUUUAUAACAGUUUAUAACAUACAAAAGAAGCAACUACAAGCCAAGUCAAACAUACAGUUAUGUUGUAUAUUUCCAUGCAGCAAGUGUUUGAUUUGUGAUAGCAUUUUAAUUACAAUGCAAUAUAAAGGACUUAUCAAUAAUGUCUUUUGAAAGUGAAGGUUUUUGAAUUAGGGGUUUAUGAGAACGCUCCCAUAAGAAAUUCAGAAAACAAUGUUUUGUCAGAUAUUGACAUUGAAAAUGUUUUCUGCCUUUAGUGAAGGUAGUCGCAAAAUAUGUUCCUGUCCAAGGAAAAGGCAACAAAAAUGAAGAUAGAUCUGUUUUUACGAUCUUGAUUUUUGUUGACAGCAAUUUUUUGUCAAUGUCUCAAAAUAAGGUAGAAUCUAUCCCCUAUUUAUGCUGAAUUUUACCUGAUGUUCAUCAGGAAAGAAUCACUACAAAAUAUUGAAAAAAGACGACCUUUUGCUAGAUA